Owenia fusiformis is the source of this 1124-nucleotide messenger RNA. The record is from the annotation of a GenBank genome assembly. Lineage: Eukaryota; Metazoa; Annelida; Polychaeta; Sabellida; Oweniidae.
CACCAAAUUAUCAGACAUACAGAGAUGAACGUGCCUAUUAUAUAUCUAAGGGUUGUGACACAUCAGAUGGCUGUUCACGUCGACAAGCCCUCUAUUCAAUGUCCUGUACACGAGACUGGUACCAUGAUUGGGCCUGUGUGGAAUGUUGUAAAGGAGAUCUAUGCAACUAUGAUGUCACUCUGGGAGCUGGCAGUUUCAAGGCCAGUGUAUUUACAGUCCUUUCAGCCACAGCAGUCUGGCUUUUCCUCCACUAACAUGUCAUCACAGUUCAACACAUCAUCACAGUAUGACAGACAUUUAUUGUCCAAGGAAAUGAAGGAUAUGCCUCAAUACAAUUUUCAUACAUUCCCAAGUUAAAGUGACUCGCUGAUUUUGAUGAUGAGUGUAUAUUGUUCAAAUUGAUCUGAUCUGUCUAAUGCAAGGCUCUGUAGAUCUGACAAAUUAAUUGACUGUCUAGUAUAUGUCUAUAUAACUGGAUCAUUUGAAAAAUAAAAAACAGAAACGACCCAAGACAUUAACGUAACAAAAUGUCACCUCCCAGUCCUCACCUCCUGAAAUGUCAAAAGUGUUACCGAACAGCAGUUACAAAAGCAGUUGUUGUAACAAUAUGUCACAAGUUCUUGAUGGGACUACAUGCCUUUCUUUCGUUAAUAAUUUUAGCUAAACAUAGAACUUCUGCCAUUUCUCUACUUUUUGUAUGGGUCUAUAAUCUACAUUGACAUCUGUGCAUGAAGAGAAUAUUUCUUUUGUAAAAUGUUUGAAAAAUGAGAUAAUUCAGUGACCUACUUUUAAAAAUUAAAAAUAAGUAAAUAAAAUAAGGUCAUUGCAUUUUCUCUAUAUGUUUUGAAACAGAAAUUGAGCCUUAUGUUUUUGCAGAGAUCAGUUAUUAUGCACCGUCUGAAACUUUGAACAUAAAACAAUUUGUAAAUAAUAGUUCUCGUGUCUCAGAAUCUGUGUUUCUGAUCAUUCAAUGUAUAUGUAUUCUUAGAUCUGUUAAUAAUGUUUCUGUCUUUACAUUCUGUUUACGAUAUUCCAAGUUUUCCUUAACACUGUUAAUAAUUCCUGAUAUUAUUAAAAUGUGAUAUUAUAUUCUUUACAUUCUUUAUAUAUCUGUACAUUUUUAU